CACGGCAUCCGUCCGUCUCCUCUCUUUACUCGGAAGACGCCGUCUGCUUCGACGCCACCUCGAAAAUGAAGUCUCCUUUCGUUAUCCUGUCCGAUUAUUCAAUUUGUUUGAAUUUUCUUUUGAGGAUUUCCCGUUAAAUUUUCUUCCUCGUUCCCUGCCUCUCCUCGAACCUUCUCGUCUCCUUCUCUCGCGCUGGAGCUGCUGGAAGGUUUCGAAAUAAAUCGUCGCCAUUCUUCCGUGUGGAAGAUCUGGGCUCUUCAUUCGCUUCCUCUGAAAGGUCGUGAUUGAAGUCGGGAUUGCAAUUCCAAAAUAGGCAAAGAUCACAUAUAUUUUGAUUUGAGGUGAAAAAGGGGUUCAGUGUCUUGUUUGACUUCUAGAGAAAGAGAAAAGGUGUCAGAUUGGGGGUUGUAAUGGAAUACACAGAGAGGGAUUUUGAUAUUGAUCUUGAAGUCGGUAGUAAUUGUAGUGAAGAAGGUUCGAGCGAAGAUUCUACUUCUGCUACCAAAAGAGAAGUGAAGUUAGUUAGUGAGGUCUAUGGGAGGCUUAAUGAUAGUCCGGUGAAAGAUGAAGAUGGUGUCGGUUUUUAUGUCAACAUACUGAACUCGGAUGGCGUUGAUGCGAGGAAUAUGGCUAAGUUAGUCGGAGAAAAGAGCCCAGGAAGUGCACAGAAGGAAAAGAGGAAAAAAACUAGCAACAAAAAGGCCCCCAAGCCUCCCCGGCCCCCAAGAGGUCCAUCGCUAGAUUCCGCAGAUCAAAAGCUGAUUAAAGAGAUUGCUCAACUUGCGAUGUUGAAGCGUGCUAGGAUCGAGCGGAUGAAGGCCUUGAAGAAGGCAAAAAUGGCCAGGGCAUCAUCGUCUUCUCAGAAAAGUGUGAUUGCCAUGGUGUUCACUGUUCUUUUCUUGCUCGUGAUACUGUUUCAGGGAAUUGCACCUAGUACAAAAUCCUCAGUGGCAACCUUUGAAGGCUCUCCAGAGUCAGCAGGAUCACCACUGGGAGGUCUAAUAUCGGUUCAGUACAACCAAAAUCCGUAUAUCACUCACAUGAAUGGACCCGCACACGGUUCUCCCCUUUUGGUGGAGGAGGUUGCUGGGUCGAGUGCAGAGGGAAAGCUGGGUAGAGUUGCUGGAUGAUUUGGACUGUUCUAUUGCGAUCUUAUAUGACCUGUACAGGUGGCUACUACAAACUAUCUUGCUGGGUAAUUUAUCCCCUUUUGUAUACUCUUCGAAGUUGGGGGAGUGAGUUAAUUAUCUUGCACAUUAGAUGUUUAUUUGUUGCGGGAUGCUCUGUCUUUGCAUUGGUUGCCACUCUAGCAGCUCGUUGGAGAUAAUUUUUCGAGCUGUUGUCUCGAAAUGUUCGUGGAAUAAUUAGUUUUCUUCCAUUGCAUAUAUGAGAUCUGUUUCAUUGUUUGUCACAUAAGAUAGAACCGAGAUACCUUGUAAUUUGAAGAAAGAAAUGCAGAGAAGAGCUCGCUAGCUUCGGAUGUUGUAACUUCUUGUGGCUACUUGUACGUGGGUUCUCGGCUGUGUUUGACAGUGCUGUAACUGUUGCGGAAAGAAGGCAGUCAGCUUUGUCACUGCUCGCUUUCGUUUCAAUACAAUUUUGUAACCCUUUCGGGUUUGAUGUAAGUAGGAGAGAGUGUUCUUCA
This is a messenger RNA of Rhodamnia argentea, 1645 nucleotides long. RefSeq lists its product as uncharacterized. The coding region runs from base 411 to 1130 and encodes 239 amino acids. The record is from RefSeq and is a predicted model, not a curated record. NCBI's taxonomy places the organism in Eukaryota, Viridiplantae, Streptophyta, Magnoliopsida, Myrtales, Myrtaceae. The transcript has 5 exons.